Messenger RNA from Colletotrichum graminicola M1.001, 225 nucleotides. RefSeq lists its product as uncharacterized. Bases 1 to 225 code for a protein of 74 amino acids. The record is from RefSeq and is a predicted model, not a curated record. The transcript has a single exon. Lineage: Eukaryota; Fungi; Ascomycota; Sordariomycetes; Glomerellales; Glomerellaceae.
AUGGGGGCCCUCAAGUUGAGCCCGGACGGUUUUCCUUGGCAGAUGGGCGUCCCUAUCCGCUGUGCUCCCUCCGUUUAUGCCUCUACCGCCGGCCGUCUCGGCCAAUAUAUUGUGCAGUUGCAGCGGUGCGACUUUGGUGAGCAUAGAACGGAAGAAAGCCAUGGAAACCAGCUUGGAACGACCGGCCGCGCGAACAUGGAGCCCGGCCGUCGAGAUGAGGUCUAA